AUGGCCGCAAUUGCGGCGAUCAGCAGCACAAAUGCAAUCCCUGACGUGACGCCAGCUGCCAAUUUGAACAGUCAGCCGUCGAAAAUCAAUUACACUGAAAUCGCCGCCAAAAACAGGGGACGCGGCGGGAGCGGAGGCGGCGGCGGAGGAGGAGGGGGAGGUGGCGGAGGGAGCUUCGGAUGGGGAUGGGGCGGCGGCGGGGGUGGUUCAGGCGAGGGAGGAGGAGGGUAUGGAUGGGGUGGAGGUGGCGGUGGGUCGUAUAAAUGGGGGUGCGGCCGCGGCCCAGGCGGCGGUGGCGGCGGCGGAGGAGGCGGCGGUGGUCGAGGUAAGAGGGGGAAGUUUGGGAGGGGAGAGUUUAAGAUGGGGGAAUUUGCGCAGUGUAGUGAGAGAGGAUCUAAGUGCAGGGGAAUGAGGCUGGACUGUCCGCUUCACUGCGGCGGUCCUUGCUUCUACGAUUGCCGGUUUAUGUGCAAAGCCCAUUGCCGCCACCGCCGGCGGUAG
Linum tenue is the source of this 501-nucleotide messenger RNA. Lineage: Eukaryota; Viridiplantae; Streptophyta; Magnoliopsida; Malpighiales; Linaceae. The record is from the annotation of a GenBank genome assembly.